AUGUUUUUCAAGUGUUUUUUAGUUCUAUUUAUAAUCGGAUCUGCUGAAGCUGAUUUCAGAUAUUCAUCAGCAUCCUGCGGAUUCCCUCGCCUGCAGAACGGCAGGGUACGGGUGCGGCAGAGAUCGAAACUCGUCAAAUUCAUUUGUUUACCGCGCUACGAGUUGGUCGGCAACAAAUACGCAACCUGCAGGGGUACAGAGUGGGACGUGCCUUUACCGGUUUGUGUUCGGCCUGGAUGUCCUCUACCCCAAAUAGAAAAUGGCGUCCAGAUGCCUUCUAGACAGAACGCGUGGGUGGUGUUCUUCUGUUUACCUGGUCACAAGAUGAUCGGCUCCUCGACUAUAUAUUGUGAUGGCAGGAGAUGGAAUGGCACCGCACCUUCAUGUGUUGAUUCAACAGCGCCCAACCCACUUAGUUGUGACUUUGAAGAGCCGAGCCUAUGCGGCUGGACCCAGGACGAUCUCCACGAUUUCGACUGGAAGCGACUGAACAAGAAGACUCCUUCCUCUUUUCUCUUUACUGGACCGUCGUAUGACCAUACCUUGGGUAAAGGAGGAUCAGGUUAUUACAUGUACAUAGAGAGUACGUCCCGGUUCGAGAACGAUACUGCCCGUCUGAUUUCACCCAUAUUCGAUGGAGCAUUGGCUAAAAACGGAUGUUUUGUGUUCUUCUACCACAUGUUUGGAAAAACAACGGGAGGCUUGCGUGUGUACGAAAAACCGGAAAAUUACGCCCUAGAUUCCUUGCUUAGUCUACCGAGCAAUGAAAAGCAGAAGUAUAUUUUGUUCGAGAAGUGGGGCAACCAAGGGGACGUGUGGUACGAUGCUGUGCUGCAGCUGACCGAUUUUUCGGACAACUUCCAGAUCGUUAUCGAAGGUAUCCGUGGGUCGAGCUUCACCAGCGAUAUCGCAAUAGACGACGUAGCCAUCCUGCAAGGCAGCAACUGCACCGCCGCGAAACGUGAAGCCACCACACCUUCCAAUAACAUGCCGGAUUCCUGUGCGGACCGUUGCGGCAGUAUUGGGAAGCCUAACAAUGAAUUGGGCUGCGGCUGCACUGGAUCCUGUGUGAAUGAUGGGAGCUGCUGCCCAGACUUCUUUGAUCUGUGCAUGUUUUCCACUGAUUCCGACGAUAGCGCAUCAAACACCUCAGUAGAGAUAGCACCUCAAACUCAAAAAUUGGUAGCGACAACGCCAGAAACCACGUCCAGUACAAGAUCGAGUACACCUAUAGCAACGACAAAAACUACGCCAAUAACAACGUCAACAACCCCAUUGACAACUGUCUCGACAACUGUUAAAAGGACAACUACCUCUACAACUAGCACAACUACAUCUAAACCCAAGACGACAACUUCAACAAAACCAACAACAAUAUUUAAGAGGCGUACGUUAGUUUUUAAGACCUCUACACCCGUAUACAAAUUUACUGAAAAUACACGAAAGUUUACUACAGUUAAAACUACAAUAAUUCCAAAAUUGCCCAUAAAAACAACACAAUCGUCUACGACUAAAAUUCCCAGCACAUCUACAAAAAUCCCCAAAGAUUAUUCGAGACCAAUAGAAGACCAUGAUGUUUAUCGGGAUAUGGUUGAAAAAGCAAAAAUGGAACAUGAAGCCGAGCAAAAGAAGGAGGGAAGUAGAACAGUAUCUUCAGAGGAACCAAAAAGUCGUUCGAGCGGACUGAAAAUAGGUCUAAUUAUAUUAAUAGCAGUCGGAUGCUGUGCUGGUUUGGCGUGGUUGAUAGUGGAGUUCGGGAGCGCACGAGGUCGUAUUGCGUUGGCGCGGUUCCGAGGUCAUGUAUCCAGUGAUCCUGAAGUUCGAUACCUUUCAACUGAUGUUGACAAUGAUUAA
Molecule: messenger RNA, 1854 nt
Organism: Parnassius mnemosyne (clouded apollo)
Lineage: Eukaryota; Metazoa; Arthropoda; Insecta; Lepidoptera; Papilionidae
Source: the annotation of a GenBank genome assembly